GUGUGUGCAUUUAUUUGAGAGAAGAAAAGGGAGAAAUUAUCAUUAGCACAACAAAAUCUAUCAAAGCUUUCAAACAUUCGCGACGCACAAAGCAGCCUCUCAUCUACAAAUAUAAGGGAAUAAAAUGGUGAGCGAUGUCGUUGAAUGGAGCUUGACAGCUACUUGUGCUGUGGUUUUUGCUCUUGUAAUCUUCUUCUACGCGAAGAAAUGGAAGAAAUCCGAAGGUGUUGGUGUUGAUCUGCUUCCAAGCCCUAAAAAGCUCCCGAUAAUCGGAAACCUGCACCUCGUUUCCGAUCCUCCCUUCCGUAGUUUCCGAGAUCUAUCCCAACAAUACGGCCCAAUAAUGCAUCUGAAGCUGGGCGGAGUGGACGCCGUCGUCGUCUCCUCCCCAGAAAUCGCCAAAGAAAUACUCAAAGACAACGAUCCCGUUUACACCAACAGGCCCGAAAGCAUAGCCUUGAAGAUAUUCUGGUACAACUACAUCAACAUCGCAUUCUCCCCCUACGGCGGGUAUUGGAAACAGAUGCGCAAGAUAUGCACCCUCGAACUCCUCAGCCCCAAGAGCGUGCGCUCCUUCGGCUCCAUCAGAAAGGACGAGGUUUCUCGUCUCGUGGACUCCGUCCGCCUCUCUGCCGGGGAGACCAUAAACCUAACUCAGAAGGUGUUCUCGAUGACGAGCUCGGUCACGUGUCGGGCCGCGUUCGGGAAGGUGUGCAGGGAUAAAGAUUCAUUGAUCAAGUUGGUGAAACAAGGGCUUGAUAUGGGCGCCGGCUCUUCGAUUGCAGACACUUUCCCGUCUUCGGUGAUCGCUCAUGCUCUGAGUUGGAGGACGAAGCGGAGGUUGAUGAAGAUGCGGAGGAAGCUUGAUGUGAUUCUUGAUGGCAUCAUCCGCGAGCACGAAACGAAUCGGAAGGAUUCUGGGAGAGGUAAUGGAGAGUUUGGCAAUGAAGAUCUUGUUGAUGUUCUGCUAAGAGUUAUGGAAAGUGGAGAGCUCGAGUUUCCAAUCGGCUAUGACAACAUCAAAGCAGUUCUCUUUGAUAUGUUCGCAGGUGGAACCGAAACAUCAUCGUCAACCAUCGAUUGGGCAAUGACAGAGCUGGUAAGGAAUCCACAAGUGAUGGCCAAAGCGCAAGCUGAAAUAAGACAAGUGGUGAAAGAAAGAGGCGGCGACGGCGUCGAAGAAGAAGACGUUCAAAAAUUGAAGUACCUAAGGCUUGUGAUCAUGGAAACUCUGAGGCUGCACCCUCAAGGCUCCAUCCUCGCGAGAGUUCCGAGGGAGGCGCGCCGAAUAAGCGGAUACAACAUACCUGUGAACGUGAUCGUAGUGGUGAAUGUGUGGGCGAUACACAGGGAUCCUAAGCAUUGGCUCGAUCCCGAGAGCUUCAAACCGGAACGAUUUGCAAACGAGGAUAUCAUCGGAAGCGAUUUCCGGUACCUGCCGUUUGGGAAUGGAAAGAGAAUGUGCCCAGGAAUCACAUUCGGAUGGGCUAGUGUUGCGCUCCCUUUGGCUCAGCUUCUCUACAACUUCAAUUGGGAGCUCCCAGCAGGCGUCGACGCCCAAGCAUUGAACAUGCUUGAAACCUCUGGCUUAACAACUUCGAGGAUACAAAAUCUUUUCCUUGUUGCCACUCACUAUCAGCCGUAGCUCUUAUUUCUUGAAAUAAUACAAUUUGGAGACAGUUUGG
Salvia miltiorrhiza (redroot sage) is the source of this 1685-nucleotide messenger RNA. RefSeq names its product premnaspirodiene oxygenase-like. NCBI's taxonomy places the organism in Eukaryota, Viridiplantae, Streptophyta, Magnoliopsida, Lamiales, Lamiaceae. Gene Ontology annotation, molecular function: oxidoreductase activity, acting on paired donors, with incorporation or reduction of molecular oxygen; heme binding; iron ion binding. The transcript is spliced from 3 exons. The record is from RefSeq and is a predicted model, not a curated record. Bases 125 to 1645 code for a protein of 506 amino acids.